AUGACCAGGCUUGAUGCAACACAAGUACACGAUGGUGUUGCAUCAUCGAGGCCAUCUGCUGUCGCAUCAGCAAGGGUCGAUGAGGCCUCCAGAGACCUUGCAUAUCAAUUCCUCCACAUGAAUCGCUCAUCCCGCCGCGCAUCCAUCGUCAACCACAACACCGAAGUUUCCGAGAUGCCUUCACCUUGUGCAGUCUCCUUUGAGCGUCCGCUUUCUUGGACCUUCGAUACUCCGCUGCAAUCUGGAGACCGGCGUCACUCGUCCUUUGAAUCGGAAAACAUGCCUAGCCUGGCAUAUCGUGUCAAACCACAACAACCACAGCCACAUAACCCGAGGAAACACCAGAGGGGAAGCCCGUCAGUUGACAGCUUGGAAGAGCGGCCGGGUUCGACAGAGGAGAGACACUGCAAGAGGAUCUCGGGUGAUUCCGGCUAUGGGUCGGAUACGCGGCGACGAAGUCGUGACGGGAGCGGAGACUCUUCUGAGUAUCAGGACCCCACGACCCCCAACAUCGAGAUCAGGGUCAUGAGAGCGCCUAGGGCCAUCAGGGCACCCAGCAUCACUUCAACGGACAUUCCGCCUGUUCCCGAGGAUAAUGCUCCACAACAACAGCCUUCGCUCAUCGGAUCACCAUCCAUCCGGAGAAGUUCUACGUUUGGAGAUGACCUCACUCGGAGGGCUAUGAAUCGCUUAUCCCUUUUCGAGGACGCAGAUGGCCACCCCGUCUCCUUUGCAGGCUCACGCGCCGCUAGGCCGAGCCUACAUCUCGAUACUUCAAUCGAGCCUCGCGCACAGCUUGAACGGCCCCUUCAGCCCACCUCACUUAAAUUGUCGCGACCUGUCUCCGGACCGCCCAACCUCCCUCUCAACUGGCACGCAAACCUGACACCUCGGCCAUCCUUCCUUGCCGUCGAGGAGCAGUCCGACUCUGCCAACGACAGUGGAGAUGAAUCAUCCAUCGAGUCGAGCGUCUUCUCAGUCCCGGACUCCCCCGUGGAGCCGUGUCAACUGAAUCGGGAUGAUCCAUUAGCAUCGCACAUGGACGUCAUUGUCGGCAACAUCUUCCAACGCUACCAAGAAUGGAACGUCCGCGAAAGGGGUGGACAAGGCCGACGAGCCUCGGGCCAACGCGUCAACACCAACACGCCCGACUCCGGUCGUUCGUCGAGGAAACGCUCGCACUCCGACGACCUACCCGACCAGGACGCCUCAGAUGGCGGGGACUCGAACGUGAUACUGGGAUUCAAGAAGCCAAAAGUCCCAGCGAACCCAUCGAAGUUGAUGUUUGCGUGCCCCUUUUGGAAGAAUGACCCCGAUAACCACCGCCAAUGCUAUAAGAAAGUUCUCAGCCAGAUAAAGUAUGUCAAAAGCCACCUCUACCGGUUCCACGCCGCACCCAUCACUUGCCCCUGCUGCGGCGCCGCCUUCCAGGACGAGGAGACGCGGGACCAGCACGCGCGUGCACGGCGCUGUGAGGUAGUUAGCGAGGGGUACAUUCCCAGCCACGAGGGCCUCUCCCAGGGUCGAAUGCGACAGGUCUCGAAGCGCGCGAACCCUAGCCACAGCCCGGAGGAGCAAUGGUUCACUAUCUGGGAUAUUGUAUUCCCUUCAAAGCCGCGGCCGUCGUCGCCGUAUAUCGAUGGAGUGCUGUCGGAGGACCUCUGCAGCUUACGAGAGUUCCAGACCAGUAUUGGGACGGAUAUGAUGCUGGAUUACCUAGCCUCGCGAGAUCCUGACUUCGCAAACGAUGAAAGGAGGGCCGCCAUGUACGAUCGCGUUGCAUUCAACCAGCUCCAGGAAAGGAUUUACGAGGCAUGGAUGGCGCGUCGCGGUCUCCGACAGAUCCACGAUGCCAACAUCUCCACGACGCCGCCGCGCACAGAGUCCGAUGAAGCAAGUCGUGCCUCCCCAGCCAACGGGGUUUCCUCUUCCAGGCGCGAAGACGAUCCGGCACAACAGCAGCGGAUGCAGACACAGACGCCGCCGCCGCAGCUGCUGCAGCAGCAUCAAAGUUCACGGGAGGAGACGACGGCGAUGAUCCAGCCUACGCCCGUGCCGCCGGAUGUGGCUGUGCAGUUCACGGGCCAGGAUUUUGGGGAGGCUGAUUUCAGUCGCGAUGAUAUGUAUUAUGACACGCAUACGCAGGCGUUGUUUGCUGAUUUGAAUGGCUUGUUGCCUGGUGCUGGCCGGUCGGAAUUUGACCAGGGUGGGUUUGGACCGCCAUAUGUAAGGUAA
Molecule: messenger RNA, 2235 nt
Organism: Colletotrichum tamarilloi
Lineage: Eukaryota; Fungi; Ascomycota; Sordariomycetes; Glomerellales; Glomerellaceae
Exons: 2
Coding region: 1-2235 (744 amino acids)
Source: RefSeq, a predicted model, not a curated record